Molecule: messenger RNA, 2109 nt
Organism: Mycena indigotica
Lineage: Eukaryota; Fungi; Basidiomycota; Agaricomycetes; Agaricales; Mycenaceae
Exons: 14
Coding region: 1-2109 (702 amino acids)
Biological process (GO): regulation of DNA-templated transcription; nuclear-transcribed mRNA poly(A) tail shortening
Cellular component (GO): nucleus; P-body; CCR4-NOT core complex
Source: RefSeq, a predicted model, not a curated record
AUGGCGGCCAGGAAGCUGCAGACUGAGAUCGACCGGACCCUUAAGAAGGUCUCCGAAGGAGUCGAAUUAUUCGAGGGUAUAUAUGACAAAAUGCAAACCUCAACGAACCAACCGCAGAAGGAGAAGCUUGAAUUGGAACUGAAGACACAAAUCAAGAAACUUCAGCGCCUACGAGACCAAAUUAAGACGUGGGUUGCCAGCAAUGAUAUCAAAGACAAGUCGCAGCUGGUGGAGAACAGGAAGCUCAUCGAAACGCAAAUGGAGAAGUUUAAAGCUACGGAGAAGGAAAUGAAAACCAAAGCGUUCUCCAAAGAAGGACUCAUCCAAGCUGCCAAACUCGAUCCGAAAGAACAGGAGAAGGAGGAAGCCACUAUAUGGCUGCAAAAUCAAGUUGAAGAGUUACAAAUGCAAGUGGAGCAGGCCGAGGCGGAGAUCGAAGGACUGGCUGGAAAGAAGAAAAGCAAGUCGGGUCCUACCGCUGGGCGUCUCGAGGAGCUGGAGGGUUUGAAUGAACGCCGGAAGUGGCAUAUCAGCCGCCUCGAAAUCAUCUUACGUCUCCUCAACAAUGGUUCUUUAGCUGCGGAUCGUGUUACAGCUCUCAAAGACGAUGUCCAAUAUUUCGUUGAGAGUAAUACGGCACGUGAAGAGGACUUUGACGAAGAUGAAGGCAUAUAUGACGACCUCAACCUAGAUGAAGAGGAGGAGAAAUUCGGUAUCGCAGCAGAUGACGAUGAAUCGGAUGGCUCUGACAAUGGCAGCGAAGAACCUCCACCACUGCCCCGACCCAACGUUAAGAAGCACGAGGAAGAAAGUGCCUCUUCCAGCAAGCCGGCAGAAAGUCCGAUAUUAAAGAAAGCGGCAGCAGCCCUGCAAAUACGGAAACAAUCGAUAGAUGCGACAUCGAAACCUCCGCCCAAUCCAAACUUUGCCCAACAGCCCAUGUCGAGUAUCUUGAAAGCCGGACUUCCCUCCGCAGCUCCCCGCCCAGCAACAUUACCGCCCGUCCGCUAUUCAGUAGCUGCAGCGGGCGGUACCAAUGCGUCUCAUGCGGCUCCACCGCCAUCAGCAACGUUACCUCCCUCGAAUCCCCCUCAACCUACUGCCCCUCCAAUACCACCCCCUUCAGAUCCAGCCAUGUCCUCGCCAAGCCUGACGCAUCCAUCAACAAUAAGUCCGAUGCUCUCGUCGGCGGCAUCGGUUUCGCAACAACCCGAUGGCUCAUUUUAUUCUGGUCAGGACUCGCCCUUAUUGUCUGAUGGAGUUACCAGCUCUCUGGGAGGUCCAGCUGCCACAUCGUCCCCACCAAGGACGAUGCAGCGGAAAGAUGUUUUGGUCUCUCCGCGAGCCGGCUCCCAAUCACCGAGCGUUUCUCAACUGCUCGAAUCUGGGGCCUCGCAGGCUCAAAUGCCUGCAGCAUCUUCUUCACAGUCCCAACAACCCCAAUUCCCGCCAGGGGUCAAGGUUCCUCAAGGGGAACAAUCAACAGUGGAUGGUGUAUCACAACCCAGCUCACGACCACUCUCAGCGGCCCAACCAACUCCCCCGCGCACAAAUCCAAGCGCGUUUCCAGGCUCUCUUUCUGAUCUCGUGGUGUCCUUCGAGACCGUCAAGCAGAAAGGCAAGCACGAUUAUCGGAGUCAACAUAUGCCUUAUUUCUUUCCAGCCGCCAACCGAAUGAACAACUUGGAUCAAGUACAUAAAAUGUUGGAAGGUGGGUACUCGAAUGUCCCGCAGCCCCAAGAUACGGAGAAACCGAAGUACUAUGUUCCUCGCAAUCCGUAUCCCACGGCUUCAUAUUACCCUCAAGCACCUCUUGCAUUGUUGAGUACCGCCGCCAUCUUCUCUCAGCUUGAUGUGGAGACACUUUUUUACGUCUUUUAUUUCCAUCCUGGGACCUACCAGCAAUACCUUGCGGCCAAGGAGCUGAAGCGCCAGUCGUGGCGAUUCCAUGUCAAAUAUUUGACAUGGUUCCAGCGACACUCUGAACCUCAGGCGAUCACUGAGGAAUACGAGCAAGGCGUCUAUGUUUACUUUGACUGGGAAGGGUCAUGGUGCCAGCGAAAGAAGUCAGACUUUCGUUUCGAAUACCGCUACCUUUCGGAGGAUUAA